Molecule: messenger RNA, 1612 nt
Organism: Punica granatum (pomegranate)
Lineage: Eukaryota; Viridiplantae; Streptophyta; Magnoliopsida; Myrtales; Lythraceae
Source: RefSeq, a predicted model, not a curated record
UCGUUUUUGCUACUAAACCCCUCUCGGAAAACCCUCUGAACCGAACCUUUUCACUCUGCUCCCGCCGUCCGGUGGACUCUGUUCCUCGGUCGAAUCAAUCGGACACGAUGGUCUUGUCGAACAAGAAGCUGAAGCAGAAGCUCCGAGCAGCUCUUGCCGAAUCAAUCGUGAAGUCGGAAUCUGCCACCGACCCCAAUAACGACCAAGCCCUCGAAGCCGGGAGCCCUAAUCCGCAGCCGCAGUCCCUGAAGCAGCUCCUCGACUCGUCGACCCAGAAACCUCGGUUGUCAAAGCGAGAGAAGCGGCGGAUAGCCCAGUCUCUGAAGAGCGCCGGGGAGGAUACUGAGAGAGGAAAUGGGGGUAUUGAAGGGAGCGGGGAAAGGACGGAACUUGAGCAGGCGGGCGGUUAUGGGAUGAAGGAGGAGGAGGAGCAGGGGAAGAAGAAGAAGAAGGAUAAGAAGAGGAAGAGAGACGGGGAGGUUGAGGGAAGUGAUGGUCACGUGAAGGAGGCGAAGAAGAAGAAAAAGAAACAGAGUAAGAAGACGAAGAAGAAGAAUAAGAAGAAAAAUGGUGAGGAGGUUAAGGAGAAGGAGAAGAGUGAGGCCAAGAACGAGGAUGAGGGCAAUGCUUCAGCUCAAAAUGCGAGAGGAGAGGAUGACAGUCAAACGAGUGCAGACGAUGCUCGAAAAGUUUAUGCUGGGGGUAUACCAUAUUACUCAACUGAGGAUGAUAUACGGAGCUACUUCGAGAGCUGCGGCACCAUUACUGAAGUAGACUGCAUGACCUUUCCUGAGAGCGGGAAGUUCAGAGGAAUAGCCAUCAUAAGUUUCAAGACUGAUGCAGCUGCAAAACGAGCCUUGGCUCUUGAUGGAUCAGAUAUGGGUGGGCUCUUUCUGAAGAUCCAGCCCUACAAGGCGACUCGACCCAACAAAACUUCGACUGCUAAAACAUCCAAUUUUGCACCGCCAGUCGUGGAAGGCUACAACAGGGUCUAUGUCGGGAAUUUAUCAUGGGACAUAACAGAGGAGGACCUGAAAAAGUUCUUGUCAGGCUGCAACAUAUCCUCGAUUCGCUUCGGCAUGGACAAAGAAACAGGAGAGUUCCGAGGUUACGCUCACGUGGGUUUCUCUGAUAAUGCCUCGACGAACAUGGCAAUAAAGUUGGACCAGAAGGUUCUCUGUGGGAGGUCCGUUAAGGUGACAAGUGCAAUCUCGAAGAAGAACGUGAAAGAGCAACCCAAGGCAGUUGAUGCAAUUACCGACAAUGCUAAAGUUGAUAGUAGUGCAAAGAACCCAGACGACAAUGUUGGAGCCAAUAACAGUAGUGCAUCGACUGUUGUUGGAAGCGGGAAGAUGAGGAGGAGAACUUGCUAUCUGUGUGGCGAGAAGGGCCACAUUUCCUCAGCCUGUCCAAAGAACCCUGGCGAUGGUUCUGCGAAUCCGAACCUGACUCAAAGCCACAUAUGAGGUCUCUCUUCCAUUUUUUUGAAUGAUUUUUUGUAACAUUAUGUGAGGUAUGUGCAUCGCCAUAGUGUCCUUUCACAUAGAUAUUCAAACGGCCGAGAUUAAUUCAAUGAAAACCGAUGGUCUUUGCUUUGAGAUCCAUUCUGAUA